AUGCCAGGACUUGACGUGGAGGCUCUUCUAGAUUCUACUGCGAACGCUGCCCAAAGUAAAUCUGAGGACACUCGCUCAAAAGAUCGCGACGAGCGCUACAAGUCCGAUCGCCAUGAUCGAGACCGUUACCGCGAUGGCAGUCGCCGGGAUAGGAGCAGGGAUCGAGAUCGAGACCGAGAUCGACGUCAUAGGGACAGAAGUAGAGAUAGGGUGAAGAAAGAAAAGGAUCUUGAUGGAGAUGUGCCAAUGGAAAGCCCCAGAAGUGAGCGUGCAAAUGGGCAUCGGAGCAAACGCAGAAGCCGCAGCCGUGACAGUGACAAACAUCACUCACGCCGUCAUAGGGAAUCCGUAGAUCACGAUGAUCGUCGUGGCUCUGGAGGCGACUAUUACCGUGGGGUUGGACGACAUCGCUCGCGCUCAAGGUCUCCACACGACGACCGAUAUUACCGGCCUGGUGACCGACCUCGCCGUCCCGAGGAUGCGGCUCAUCGUGAUAGAAGUCCAAAGCCCGAACGACGCAAGCGUACACCAAGCCCGAAGCCAAGAUCUCCGACGCCCCAGCCUACAGAGGACGAGCGUGACCGACGGACAGUCUUCGUGCAACAGCUGGCAGCUAGACUGAGGACGAAAGAGCUGAUACAUUUCUUUGAAAAGAUUGGACCAGUUAAAGAAGCACAGAUUGUCAAAGACAGAGUCAGUGGUAGAUCGAAAGGAGUUGGCUACGUCGAGUUCAAGAGCGAAGCCUCCGUCGCUCCAGCUAUACAGCUUACUGGCCAAAAGCUUCUAGGGAUCCCCAUCAUUGCACAACAUACCGAGGCUGAGAAAAAUCGCCAAGCCAAGACAUCUGAAGCAACUAGCAGCAAUCCAAAUCAUGUGCCAUUCCACAGACUCUAUGUAGGAAACAUACAUUUCAGCAUCACUGAAAAUGAUUUACAGAAUGUUUUCGAACCUUUCGGUGAACUCGAAUUUGUACAACUACAAAAGGAAGAACAGGGGCGUAGCCGGGGUUACGGGUUUGUCCAAUUCCGUGAUCCUAAUCAGGCCAGGGAAGCGCUAGAAAAGAUGAAUGGAUUUGAUCUUGCUGGGCGACCUAUCAGGGUUGGCCUCGGUAACGAUAAGUUCACCCCAGAAUCCACUGCAAACUUGCUUCAGCGGUUCCAAGGUCAAGAACACCAACACCAGUACCAGGGAUCUGCUUUCUCGGGCCAUGGCGGCCGCGGUGCUCAAGCUGGCGGUGGUGGUGCAUUUGACCGUGCCGGUGGUAGGGACAACGAGAAAGGCGGUGGAGCCAGUGCACUGGAUGAUACUGAUGUCGGUGGGGUAAACUUCAACAACUAUAGCAGAGACGCUUUGAUGAGGAAACUUGCUAGAACAGAUGAACCUGCUCCUGAAGCAAAUGCGAAUGAUCAACGCCGUGCGGCUGCCAAGCCAAAGCCGGAAUCGAAGCCUCUACCUGUGAGCGUUAGCCAGGCCAGUCGGUGUGUCCUGUUGAGAAAUAUGUUUGAUCCUGCUGAAGAGGAAGGCGAAGUCUGGAUCAAAGAAUUGGAGGACGACGUCCGAGCUGAGUGUACCGAGAAGUACGGUAAAGUGGUUCACAUUUCUCUAGAUCCGAAUACCCAGGGAGACAUCUACCUUAAAUUCGAUCGUGUCACGGGUGGCGAGAACGCUAUCAAAGGUCUGAAUGGACGAUUCUUUGGUGGACGGCAGAUUAGCGCCCAGCCUGUCGUCGAUGCCGUUUACAGCUCACUUUUCUCUCGAACAAGCGCGCUUUAA
Molecule: messenger RNA, 1773 nt
Organism: Bacidia gigantensis
Lineage: Eukaryota; Fungi; Ascomycota; Lecanoromycetes; Lecanorales; Ramalinaceae
Exons: 4
Coding region: 1-1773 (590 amino acids)
Biological process (GO): mRNA processing
Cellular component (GO): nucleus
Molecular function (GO): RNA binding
Source: RefSeq, a predicted model, not a curated record